Scedosporium apiospermum is the source of this 675-nucleotide messenger RNA. RefSeq names its product Guanylate kinase. Gene Ontology annotation, molecular function: GMP kinase activity. The record is from RefSeq and is a predicted model, not a curated record. Gene Ontology annotation, cellular component: cytosol. The coding region runs from base 1 to 675 and encodes 224 amino acids. Gene Ontology annotation, biological process: purine nucleotide metabolic process. The transcript has 3 exons. Lineage: Eukaryota; Fungi; Ascomycota; Sordariomycetes; Microascales; Microascaceae.
AUGCCCCUCCGCUCCUCUCGCCUUUUCUUCACCGCCCUCUCCCGCGCCGGCUUGCAGACGAUCCCCAAAGGUUUAACCCGUCCCUUCUCCAACAUGUCUAAACUCCCCACCGACACCCGCCCCAUCGUCGUCUCCGGCCCCUCGGGCGUCGGCAAAGGCACCCUCCUCCAGCUCCUCUUCUCCCGCCACCCGGACGUCUUCGCCUUCUCCGUCUCCCACACCACGCGGGAUCCCCGCUCCGGCGAGGUCCAUGGCGUCCACUACCACUUCGUCCCCAUGAAGGACUUUGAGGACCUCAUCGACGCCAACGGCUUCGUCGAGCAUGCCAAGUUUAGUGGGAACCGGUAUGGGACGAGUAAGAUGACCAUUGAGGAGCAGAGCGCGAAGGGUAAGGUUGUGGUUUUGGAUAUUGAGAUGGAGGGCGUCAAGCAAAUCAAAAACUCCGACAUUCCCGCCCGCUACGUCUUCGUCGCGCCCCCCUCCGAAGAAAUCCUCGAGAAGCGCCUCCGCGGCCGCGGCACCGAGACCGAGGAGAGCGUGCAGAAGCGCCUCACCCAGGCGAAGCGCGAGCUCGAGUACUCCAAGACUCCCGGCGUACAUGACAUUAUCAUCGUCAACGACGAUCUCGAGACAGCUUACAAGCAGCUCGAUGACUUCAUCUACAAGUCGGCGUAG